ACUCGCUCUUAUCUCUCCGUUUCCUUCUCCUUUUCCCUCGCUGCUUGAGAAAGUGUAAACCAGAGACGAGACAAGACCAGACGAGACGAAACGAGACGAGAAUUUUGUGAGAUGUUGGCGAGAGUUCCACCGCCUUCUCUAACUUUCCCGGCGAGAAAUAAAGUUUGUAAUCGGAGGGAGACUGCACUGCUGUUUCGUAACGGCGGAGUAGGAGGAGUGUUAGCGAGAGCCGGUUUCACUCGGCGGCCACUAGAAACUUCAGCCUCGAGUGAGGUCGUUAACGAAUCCACCGAUGACGGAUUCAUCGUAAUUAGACCGGAAGGUCAAGAGAAUGAGUUCUAUCCUCCGCCUUCCUCCGAUUUACUCUCUUCGAUUCCGUCAGAAUCUACGAGAAGAAAUGGUUCGCGUUCUAGAGGAGUAACUGCAAGUUUUGGAAGGCUAAAGGCUCAGAAAGUGAAAGCUCUUGUUGGAAAGGUAACGCAGAAGAAGCAGCAUAUGAGUCACAAUGCGGAACAAAAAGAGGGCGACGCCUCUGACGAGGAUCAUUCUGCGGAUGAAGGGUUUGGCUCAUCAUCGAUUCUGGAUUUGAUGAGGGAGAAGUUGUCUAUGAAGGCUGCUCGUGGAUCAGGAAAAUCUGUAGAGCCGAAAGAGGUUAAAAGGUUCAGCAAAGUGCGGGAACAUAGAGAGCCAAGAGAUUUAGAUAGAUUGGAAGGACAUGAUGGAAAUAUCAACGAGGUAUCAAAUCCUCCAAAAUCUACUGAUAAUGAGAGAUCAGGAUCACGGAGUUCAUAUUCAAAAGGUUCUGCUGCUAACUCCAGGGGUAGAGAAGAUAGGCGUUUUGUUGCCAAAGAGUCGGAUACAUUUCAGCGACGUGAUAGAGCUACUGAUGAGGUUUCAAAUUCUCGAAAGUUCACUGAUAAUGAGAGAGCAGGAUCGCGAAGUUCAUAUUCAAAAGGCUCUGCUUCCAACUCCAGGGGUUGGGGCGAUAGGCGUUCUGUUGUAUAUGCAAGAGAUAUGGAGGAUUGGAGAGAGAGAAGAGAUAUGGAGGAUUGGAGAGAGAGAGGGAAUAAAACCAAGGCAACUAGGGAGACCGGCUUUUUUAGCCGGAAAACUUUUGCAGAAAUUGGAUGUAGUGAGUAUUUGAUGAAGGCGUUGAAGGAACAUAAUUUUGAUCGUCCGGCUCAUAUUCAGGCUCUGGCUUUUCCGCCAGUUGCUGAUGGAAAGAGUUGUAUCAUAGCUGACCAAAGUGGAUCAGGCAAGACACUGGCAUAUCUUGUCCCUGUUAUUCAGCGUCUCAGAGAAGAGGAACUUCAAGGACAGAGCAAAUCGUCUCCUGGUUGUCCUCGUGUUAUUGUUCUUGUACCGACUUCAGAGUUGGCUUCCCAGGUUCUUGCCAACUGUAGAUCAAUAUCAAAGUCUGGGGUCCCUUUCCGUUCCAUGGUAGUGACGGGUGGCUUCAGACAGCGAACCCAACUAGAAAAUUUAGAGCAAGGUGUUGACGUCUUGAUUGCAACACCAGGGCGUUUCAUGUAUUUGAUGAAAGAAGGAAUUUUGGGGCUGUCAAAUUUGAGAUGUGCCAUCUUGGAUGAGGUGGAUAUACUCUUUGGUGACGAGGAGUUUGAGGCAGCACUGCAAAGUCUGAUCGAUUCUUCCCCUGUCACUGCACAGUAUCUAUUUGUUACAGCAACCUUGCCCCUUGAGAUAUACAACAAACUUGUUGAAGUUUUCCCUGAUUGUGAAGUUGUGAUGGGACCUCGCGUGCACCGUGUUAGUAAUGCCCUCGAAGAGGUUCUUGUUGACUGCAGUGGAGAUGAUAAUGCAGAGAAAACUCCUGAGACUGCUUUUCUGAACAAGAAAGCUGCUCUUCUUCAGAUUGUCGAGGAAAACCCUGUUCCCAAAACUAUCAUCUUCUGCAAUAAGAUUGAGACAUGUAGGAAAGUUGAGAAUAUAUUUAAGCGGUUUGAUAGAAAUGAAAGGCAGCUGCACGUCCUACCGUUUCAUGCAGCACUCUCACAAGAGUCAAGGCUUACAAACAUGGAAGAAUUCACCUCAUCUCAUCCCGAAGAUAAUUCACUGUUUCUGGUUUGCACAGAUAGAGCUUCUCGUGGUAUAGAUUUCUCUGGUGUUGAUCAUGUGGUACUCUUUGACUUUCCACGUGACCCGAGUGAAUACGUAAGACGUGUUGGAAGGACAGCAAGAGGGGCUAGAGGAGAAGGAAAGGCUUUCGUCUUUGUGGUGGGGAAGCAAGUAUCACUGGCACGGAGAAUUAUUGAGCGAAACCAGAAGGGUCACCCGGUUCAUGAUGUCCCAAACGCUUACGAAUUCACAACCUAACUUAGUGCUCGUCGUCUAGCUUGCUAGCACAAGCCAAGAACAUGGUCUCCCUUAGAGAACAGAAGUGGACAACAGAUGAAGAAUGAACAUUCACCUCCGAUUACAAAGCUUUGGUUGCUUGUUGAUGACACUUGUCAAUAUAUCAUUUGGAACCCAAGAUUGAGAUUCGCGGGGUUAGUAUUGGUUGGUGUGGAGACCUUGAAGAGAAAGCUUAGUCUCCAAAUCUUCCAUGGAUUGGACCAAUGUGUUGGCUGGGACCAUCCUGAUGUAUGUUGUUGCAACUAAUAAACUCCACAACUACACAUUAUAUUGCAUAUCUUAAUUGUUUUGAGAAAUCAUCAUUUAUAACACAUUAAUAAAUAUCUAUGCUUGCGAGCUUUUCA
Messenger RNA from Eutrema salsugineum, 2717 nucleotides. Its product is annotated as DEAD-box ATP-dependent RNA helicase 50. Bases 112 to 2334 code for a protein of 740 amino acids. The transcript is spliced from 9 exons. Lineage: Eukaryota; Viridiplantae; Streptophyta; Magnoliopsida; Brassicales; Brassicaceae. Gene Ontology annotation, molecular function: RNA helicase activity; ATP binding; nucleic acid binding. The record is from RefSeq and is a predicted model, not a curated record.